Molecule: messenger RNA, 1438 nt
Organism: Monopterus albus (swamp eel)
Lineage: Eukaryota; Metazoa; Chordata; Actinopteri; Synbranchiformes; Synbranchidae
Gene: dimt1l
Product: DIM1 dimethyladenosine transferase 1-like (S. cerevisiae)
Exons: 12
Coding region: 103-1023 (306 amino acids)
Biological process (GO): rRNA methylation
Cellular component (GO): nucleolus
Molecular function (GO): rRNA (adenine-N6,N6-)-dimethyltransferase activity
Source: RefSeq, a predicted model, not a curated record
CCAGAGAAGAGGACCACGUGUUUUCCGACCAUAGAUGUGUGCUUUUGAACAAAUGUUAAAAACCGAGUUUCUGGAUUUUCAGUCGGAAUACAAACAGGUAAAAUGCCGAAGGUUAAAGCGGAGAAGAAAAGCAGGCAGCACCAAGAAGUCAAGAACCAGGGGAUCAUGUUCAACACUGGCAUCGGCCAGCACAUCCUAAAGAAUCCUUUGGUUGUCAAUAGUAUCAUUGAAAAGGCUGCUCUGAGGCCGACGGAUGUGGUUCUGGAGGUGGGACCUGGUACUGGUAACAUGACAGUGAAGCUGCUGGAAAAAGCCAAGAAGGUGGUGGCCUGUGAGUUGGACUGCAGAUUGGUGGCUGAACUUCAGAAAAGAGUACAGUGCACACCCAUGCAGACCAAACUUCAAAUAUUAGUUGGAGAUGUAUUAAAAACUGAUUUGCCCUUCUUUGACGUCUGUGUGGCUAAUUUACCUUACCAGAUUUCAUCUCCGUUUGUCUUCAAGCUCCUGUUGCAUCGACCUUUCUUCAGGUGUGCCGUGUUGAUGUUCCAGAGAGAGUUUGCCAUGCGACUGGUUGCCAAACCUGGUGACAAGCUGUACUGCAGACUGUCCAUUAAUACUCAGCUAUUGGCUCGUGUAGAUCACCUCAUGAAGGUGGGGAAGAAUAAUUUCCGUCCUCCUCCAAAAGUGGAGUCAAGUGUUGUCAGGAUAGAACCAAAAAAUCCUCCACCUCCAGUUAACUUCCAGGAGUGGGAUGGCCUGGUCAGAAUAGCCUUCGUAAGGAAAAACAAAACCCUGAAUGCAGCUUUCAAAUCUGCCGCAGUGGAACAGCUGCUGGAAAAGAACUACAAAAUUCACUGCUCUGUACACAAUGUGGAGGUCCCAGCAGACUUCAGCAUCAGCAAGAAGAUUGAGAGUGUUUUGCAGGAGGCUGAUUUCAGUGAGAAGAGAGCCAGGUCCAUGGACAUUGAUGACUUCAUGGUGCUGCUUCAUGCAUUCAACUCUGCAGGGAUCCACUUCUCUUAAAUCAUCAUGCAGAGGGGACUGAAGAGAACAGCUUUAUGAUGAGAGGGGAGAGGGUAUUGGUCAGAUGAGUGGAAAUAAAUUCUGUUUCUUCUUGCGGAAGUUUGGUUGAAGGAACUGAAUUUCAAAUGCUGAAGUGCUUGAAUGAACUGGGCCAAGAACAUUGGAGGAUGGAUAUGAAGAGCUCAUAUUGAGUUUGCUAUUUUACUGUUAUGAUUACAGAUUGUCACUGGGCACAUGGAUAGUUAUUGGCAGAUGGAAGCUGUCUUUGUUGUUCAAGGGACUGUCAGUGUGUCCAAGAAUUUAUCAUUAGUUGAAAAUAUGGAAUGGGUGAUUAAAAAUUCUCAUGGAAAAGAUCAACAUUAAAAGAGUAUAUACAGGUGUGCAAUAUCUUAAAAUAAAUGUAGGUUCAAGUUUU